ACUUCGGGGUGAGAUGUAAGUCGCUUUAUUUCUCCUCCCCUAACCUUGUGAGCUGGUGGGAAUUAACAUUGUGAUCGUAUUCGUGUGUGCUCGAGCGCCAAGCCUUUGCUGCCCCACCCAAAUUUGCCUGGUAGUGCGCAUGUGCGCUGCCUCCUCUUUCUAAGUGUUAUUCUCAUGCCUGCGCUCUGGUGACGUCGCCAUCCUUAGCAGUGUGUUGGGUGCUGGCUGCUUCUCUCCGCCUCGCCUACGUUGUGCACGCGCACGCAUCCUUGCCGUGCCCGAGCUUGAGCCGGGCGGUUCUUACGCUGGAAGGAGCUGGAGUCAGUGUGAACUAAUAACCACCGCCGCCCGUGGGAGGGACGGAAAACACGAGCUAUAUACCGUGUGUAAGCGAGCCGGUGAGUGUGCUCGGCUGAGGCAACGCAGGUCUCUACAAGAAUCUUAAAGCGGCUCAGCGUGAGAAAUGGCAGCCAUUCGUAAGAAGCUCGUAAUUGUUGGAGAUGGUGCAUGCGGGAAAACCUGCCUUCUGAUUGUGUUCAGUAAAGACCAGUUUCCAGAAGUGUAUGUCCCAACAGUUUUUGAGAACUAUGUGGCAGACAUAGAAGUGGAUGGCAAGCAGGUUGAGUUGGCCCUAUGGGAUACAGCUGGUCAAGAAGAUUAUGACAGACUGCGACCUCUGUCCUAUCCAGACACUGAUGUUAUAUUAAUGUGCUUUUCCAUUGAUAGCCCCGACAGUUUAGAAAACAUACCUGAGAAAUGGACCCCGGAGGUGAAACAUUUCUGCCCCAAUGUGCCCAUUAUUUUAGUUGGAAACAAGAAGGAUCUGCGUAAUGAUGAACACACUCGUAGGGAGCUCACCAAAAUGAAACAGGAGCCUGUGAAGCCCGAAGAAGGUCGUGACAUGGCAAACCGUAUCUCCGCCUACGGCUACAUGGAAUGCUCUGCAAAAACGAAAGAUGGCGUGAGGGAAGUGUUUGAGCUGGCUACACGGGCAGCCCUGCAAGCUAGGCGUGGCAAGAAGAAAACCACGUGCCUUCUCAUCUAACAGAGAAACAUGCCGUAUUGCACACACACAACCUAUUCCCAUACUCCUCUGGGGCACUGGGAGUGCAGCAAGGGUGAAGCCCACGGCAAAACGUACAGUCACAGAAAAAAAUCCUGGAAGGGAUGUUUAUUAAUCUUUAGAGUGUUCUUACUGGCCUUUUUGUCUUUUUCAUUUAUUCUGUUAUGAGAUUUUAUAAAAAAAAAAAAAGUCAUCUUGCUACCAGUAUUUAAAAGUCAACGUUUUUUCUUUGAUAUAUAAAUAUAUAAUAUGUAACUUCACUGUUAGCAGAUUUGUCCAUGCACCAGACUAACUCUGACAUUCCACUGUAAUACCAGUCUGCACCAGGGAAUUCUGAUACGAGACUGGCCUCCUUUAUUUCUCCUAAGCUUCAUAGUGUCCCCCUCUUAUUAAUAUUUGCUCCUGCCUUUAAAUAUGUAGUAUUACAUGUUGCACUUUUGUCUUCGCCAUCUCCGUGCUCAUUGGACAGGACAGCAAUUUUGGUUCAUCUUUCAGUUAAGAGCAACAUGGCAGGAGUAGUGUUUACGUCGCAGGGCUCCUUUUAGUUUUUUCCUUCCCUGUGUACAGAGUUAAAAGCUGCUCGACUAAAACCGUAUAAUGUUUCAAGAAGUCAUUUAUCCCAUUGAGCCUCCUGCUUCUUAAUUUGAUGAAGUGUUCAUGCAGACGGGCUCCGUAUGAAAUGAGACAGCCGUUUUUAUACUCUAAGUCUCUAAAUAUGGUGGCAGUAGUCGGCAGGGGCUAAAAAAAAAAAAGAAAAAAAACUUACCAAUGGAGUAGUUUGGCAGUCAAGCACUACAGAAGUUGUUGCCUUUGAAUCGCUGUCCUGGUGUGGUGUCACGUGACCUACGUGGGACGGUGAUUAUUCGACUGUAACAAUACUGCUGCAGUGUUUAGAGGGUAAAACUUACUGUUGCUGGAAUGGUCUGCAACAGAUUGCUUUGCAAUGCAUUUAAACCCUUUUGUAGCAAAAGGGGUUAAUUAUCUUUGGGUACACUGACUUGUUUUAAUUUUUUGUGGCAUUGGUUAAUAAAAAUUUCUAGAACCA
Messenger RNA from Xenopus laevis (African clawed frog), 2108 nucleotides. It is a transcript of the gene rhoa.L, whose product is annotated as ras homolog family member A L homeolog. The transcript has 5 exons. Bases 464 to 1045 code for a protein of 193 amino acids. Gene Ontology annotation, molecular function: GTPase activity; GTP binding; G protein activity. Gene Ontology annotation, cellular component: plasma membrane. Lineage: Eukaryota; Metazoa; Chordata; Amphibia; Anura; Pipidae. The record is from RefSeq and is a predicted model, not a curated record.